UUCAACAUGUAGUUUAUGUGAUUUUUGAAUAAAGGUACAGUGUUUUGAGUUUCUAUAAGAUCAGUUGAGGAUGACCAAAGUUUAAUCAUGAUGCGGAAUAAAUGUAAAGUUAUAUUUUUAAAUCAUCAUCACAAUAUAAAUUGUGUGCAUACGCUUCAAACAAGAUGUAAAAAUACAAAAUACCAUCAAGCAGCUGUUGGUUCAUUUACUCAAGAAGCACCAAGUGUGCUCAAUCCAUAUCAAUGUGAUGGCUUGCUUAAAUCAUACCUACAAAGAAAUAUACCAAAAGAGCAUUUCCAACAUAUUUCUAUGGACCUGCAAAAUUUUGGUGAAACGAUUAAAAACGAAAUCACGGAGAUGGGUCAAAAAUGUGAAGCAAGUCCACCAACAUUAAAGCAAUAUGAUGCAUGGGGAAACCGGAUUAAUCAGGUUGAAACCUGUAAUGAAUGGAACCAAAUGAAAAAUAUCUCAGCCAGGGAAGGAUUAAUUGCUCAUGGAUACACACGUCAAUUUGGUAAAUACAGCCGGAUUUACCAGUUUGCAAAGUUGUUUCUAUUUUCUCCAUGCUCUGGCAUGUAUGCUUGUCCUCUUGCAAUGACAGAUGGAGCUGCACUGGUUUUAGAAAGAGUUUUAAAUUCAUCUGAAGAAAAACACAGCAUUUUGUUGAAAGCCUUUAAAUGUUUAACAAGCCCAAACCCAGAUACAUUUUGGACAUCUGGCCAAUGGAUGACAGAAAAAGCUGGUGGUUCAGAUGUUGCAAACGCAACAGACACAUUCGCUUAUAAACAAGAUGAUAAAACAUACAAGUUGUUUGGAUAUAAGUGGUUUACAUCAGCUACAGAUGCCGAUAUGGCGUUAACUCUUGCUAGAGUUGUAGAUAGGGAUGGUAACUCUCUUUCUGGUACAAAGGGUUUGUCGCUGUUUUACCUCGAAACACGGGACGAAGACAAAAAGCUUCCAUCUGGCUUAAAUGGAUUCCAAGUUGAAAGACUGAAGGAUAAACUUGGUACAAGACAACUUCCAACUGGGGAACUUUUAUUGGAUGGAACUGUUGCACAUAUGGUUGGUGAUCGCUCUAAUGGCAUUCGCUUGAUUUCCGGUAUGCUUACAGUUACAAGAAUACACAACUCUGUGUGGUCAGCAGCCUCAAUGAGACGCCUGCUUCUCCUAUCGAAAGAUUACGCAACAAAACGAAGUGCAUUCGGUUCAUUACUUAACGACCAUCCACUUCACAUGCAAACACUGGCAAGAAUGGAAAUAGAAAGUAGAGCUGCCUUUCUUGUUACAUUUGAAGUUGUUCGGUUGUUGGGUUUGAUUGAAGUUAAAGAAGGAAGUGAAAUAGAUAAUGAUAUGUUGAGACUAUUAACACCGCUUGCAAAGCUCUAUACCGCUAAACAGGCAAUUGCUGUUGCAUCAGAAGGAUUAGAAAGUUUUGGUGGAGCAGGUUAUCUUGAAGAUACAGGUCUGCCAUCAUUUCUACGUGACGCGCAAGUGCUAAGCAUAUGGGAGGGAACUACAAACGUACUUUCACUUGAUACACUUCGAGCUAUUGCUAAAUCUAAAGGACAGGUUCUCAAUUCAUUUUUUCAAAGCGUGAACAUCAGGUUAUCAUCAGUUACAGAUUCUGGAAAUAAAAAUUUGAAAAGCUCAGUUGCCAAAACCAGCAUUGCCGCUGGUGAUCUAAGGGCUUUUAUAAAUCAGACCUCAUCUACUGGCCACGAUUCUAUGUUUUUAGCAGCGAGAGAUUUCUCAUACAGUUUAUUUCGUAUAUAUGCAGCUGUACUAAUGUUGGAACAUGCAUCAUGGUGUGAUGCCUCAGCUGGUGAUGUUCAUGCAGCAAACAUGUGGUGUGGCCAAGAUUUGUCUCCAGCAACAACUAAUUUGCGGAGCGCAGCGUAUACUGACAAAGCAAAAGAACUUAAUAGAGAGCUAGUAUAUGAUUCAUAUCCAACUUUAUAGUUUUGGGUGUAACAAGAAUCGAAAAAAUACAAUAAACACAGUGCUAUAACCAUUCCAUAAAUGGUUUUAAUUAAAGGGAUUAUAAUUAAUUAUAGUGAGGUGGGGGAAGAUGGGACACCUUAGCACAAAAAUAUCCUGAUCGUGUUUUAAACAAUUAACAACGGUCUAUGAAAGUCGCAAGGGCAAGGUUUUAUAAUUCUUUGAAUGUUCUUUGUUUACUACCAAAAUGUACGAGAAAAUAGAAUGAAAAGGUGUCCCAUCUUCCCCAGUCCUAAUAUAUAUAAACUUUUGGAUCUUCAAAUUAAUUUCUACAUUUUUUUAGUUGUUUAAAAUUUGCAACAAAAUGAAAUGUUUGGCCAUUAUAGUCUGCUUUAUUGUGAUUACGUUUUCUCAAGCCAAAUAUAAACCAUAGUUUGAUGAAAAUAAUUCAUAAAAAAGAUUUGCAAAUAUUUCAUGUAUUACUCUGGGAUGGUGUGUUAAACUGUAAACUCACAAAUGUGUUUAAGUUGCCUUUGCUUUAAAGGAUUUUAUAAAUUUAACCAACGUUGUUUCUUUUGGAAAAUUAAUAAUAAUCAUACGAUGUUGGAAAAAAAAAAUUAAAAAGCAAAAUACCCAA
This is a messenger RNA of Ciona intestinalis (vase tunicate), 2575 nucleotides long. NCBI's taxonomy places the organism in Eukaryota, Metazoa, Chordata, Ascidiacea, Phlebobranchia, Cionidae. The record is from RefSeq and is a predicted model, not a curated record.